Molecule: messenger RNA, 519 nt
Organism: Didymodactylos carnosus
Lineage: Eukaryota; Metazoa; Rotifera; Eurotatoria; Philodinida; Philodinidae
Source: the annotation of a GenBank genome assembly
AUGGUGAAGUGUGAUGAGAUACAAGCAUAUUGUGAAAGGUAUUAUGACGCUCUGCAGAAUGGAAUUUAUCAAUCGGGGCCGGGUCUGUUUUUUGUCAAAUUGAAAAAUCAACAAAUUGUUGACUCAUUUAUGGAUGAUAGACUGAAGCACAACAUGGGUUUUAGACAACGGUCAUGUAAACGAAUGUUUGAAAAAAAUAAAUAUGAAAAUUGUCCCGGUCGAUAUCAAGUAUCAAACUUUUUAUCGAUAACCUUGCUCGAAAUCGACAAAAACCAAAUAUUGGAUACUGGAGUAAUUUAUCAAGCAUUUAGAGCACAAGGUCGAAUUAUAUCAGUUAAAGAGCAAGAAAAAUCAACAAAAUUUAUCGUUGAAUUCGACGAUUAUGAUACCGUGGAUAAAGAAGAUUAUGAUACCGUGGAUAAAGAAGAUUAUGAUACCGUGGAUAAAGAAGAUUAUGAUAGUGGAAGUAAAGAAAGUAGGCAAUUGGAAGCAGAAUUACAUUAUUUACGCCUUGGGUAA